AUUUGUUAGCAAUUAUUUCAGCUGUUCUGCCAACAGUGGCUUCUCUCCUGGCUCUGUGUGUUACAGAUGAGUAACGUAAUGGUUGGCUCUCACAAUUAAGAGAUAGAUAUUAUAUGGAUGUAAAAAUAUAAAGUGAUGUUAUCGUAAUAUAUCCUCCCAUUGUCCUCUUUCCCCUCCCCCUUGUAAUAACCUUGGUAGUCAGGGCAUUUGGGGAGGGCUGGCUUGUGACCAGGAGGCGAGGUGUAAAACACCUGACCUCCAAUCAAGAUGUAAGAAAGUAAUCUCCAGCAAUGGAUAGCAGAGAAAGAGUUGACUGACCAAACUUUUGGUGGGGCUAAGGCUAUCAAAGGCAGAGUAUCUCUUUUGUAGAUGAGGAUGUGGCUGCAAGUCACAGAGACUGCCAGUUCUGAACAUUUUUCCUUGUUCAGUCCUUUGUUAAGGUUUAAUAAACCUUUAAAAUGUUCAAAGUGAGAGUCGUUUCUCACAUGUGCAAUGCUGUGGGCCAUUUUCUCGAUCUGGUUUCCUUUACAUGGGUCCCAUCUGAGUGCUCACUUGGGCUACAGGCUGUAGGUGCUUGGGGCACUCUUGGAGUUGCUCUUGGAUCCCUUGAACAAUGGGGUUUGGCCCAGGAGGGCAAUUUGUGCUGCUUUGUGGCAGAGGAGAACUUCCCAGGCUAUUUUGUGUUUGCUGUGGGGAAGGUUGGUUAUUGCUUUGCAUAAAGUCACAGACCAGCAUGGAGCGUUUGCUUUGUGAUGUCAGGGCAUGGUUGCCACGUCACAGUGGUGACAUGAGAAGGUUGCCUUGGUGCACGGAAGGCCUCAGUGUCAGAGCAGCCCUAGGGCUUGCUCAGAGCAGGAGCACCCUGCGCCUUGAGGCAUUUGUCAGUGGGCAGCUGCACACUGACAGGAGCCUUGUUUGUUCUAGUGUUGGAGCACAGUGUGCAAACUUGCACGGCAGUGCUACAAUGAUUCAGCAGCUUGCUGCUGCAGUGGUUACUGUUUAUGGCGUGACUUAUUCCGGCUAUUUUCUGACUCACCUGGCACGUCACAUAAAACAUGUAUUCAGCGGAGCAGAUCGUGAGGUGACAAAUGCAACAGCCAUCUCCCCCCUGGCUCCCUCUGCUCCUGGAGAAGAAGCCAAAGAGGAGCAAAGGGAGCAAGAUGACCACGAGACUCCAGCCGUGGUCACAGCCCAGCCUGAUCAUCCCAAGAGAGUCCUUGUAGAGAAAAAGCAGGAGCAGAUUGCUUUAUCAGAGAUGCCAUGCCAGGCUCAGGGAGAGCUGUUCCCAGCCCGAGAGCAGGAAGAGCAGCUCAGGCAGCAGGUGGAAGAGCCACAGCAGAAUGGCCAGAACAUCAAGUCAGAGCCCCAAGCAGAGCUGCCCGAAGCUCAGAGUUCCAUCAUAGCAGUGAAGAGGAGGAAGAAGGAAGACAUGAGAAGAAUUCGAGAGGAGAUUCAUCUCCACCAGCACAGGAGCGAUCAACAAAACCAGGUACGUGGAAGAGUGGCAGCCACUCCACUCAUUAAACAGCGUGUUUAUUCUUGUUUACAGACCAUCAAGGAAGAUGUGCAGGCAGAGCUGCAGGAAUCUGAGGAGAGGGACAAGGCAAGGGAGAAGAGGCUGGAGGAAGAAAUGAAAAUCAUCAGAGAGAAACUUAACCGGCUCCCUCGGGCUCUGAAAAAGCAAGAGACAAAAACAAAAGCCAUCUCUCCCCUGGCUCCCUCUGCUCCUGGAGAAGAAGCCAAAAAGGAGCAAAGGGAGCAAGAUGACCACGAGACUCCAGCCGUGGUCACAGCCCAGCCUGAUCAUCCCAAGAGAGUCCUUGUAGAGAAAAAGCAGGAGCAGAUUGCUUUAUCAGAGAUGCCAUGCCAGGCUCAGGGAGAGCUGUUCCCAGCCCGAGAGCAGGAAGAGCAGCUCAGGCAGCAGGUGGAAGAGCCACAGCAGAAUGGCCAGAACAUUUACAAACAGAUGCCGGCAGAGCUGCAGGAAACUGAGGCUAGGAACAAGGCAAGGAAGAAGAGGCCAGAAGAAAUUCUUGAAAUCAUCAUAAAGAAAUUUAAACCCAUCCUUCAGGAGAAAAUGGCUCUAGAUGCGAAAGUGCAUGUGUUGACAUCCUACCUGGAAGCCUUUGAAGAGUUCCAGCAAAUGACAGGAGACCAAGAGACCCAAGACUGGAGUGAGGCCCAGGAACCAAACCAACCAGAGAUGCUGCAGGAUAAGCACAUCCCCAGGAUGGUGCAGGAAAAGACAAAUCAAGAGCAGAUCUGCAGUGACCUUCUCACUGAAGCAGCUGCUGCAGCAGCAGCAGCAGCAGCACCAUCCCAAGGAGCCUUUGCUCUCCAGCCGGAGAAGUGGAGCUGGGGCACUUGGUUCACCUCCUGUGCUGACCCAGCUGCCGCUCAGCAACAGCGGAUCGAGGAUGACUCCCUGCAGCAAUGGAGGAGAAUGGGGAAGAUGGAAAAUCUCAUGAUGAAAUACACUAAUCUGGAAUAUAUUGGCAGAGGGACUUUUGGAGAUGUUUGUAAAGCACUCGACACUGCCACAGGAGGAGAGGUGGCCAUAAAGAAAAUAAAUCUUCAAGAACUGAUCAGAAGGAAAGUAACCUUUAAGGAACUCAUGGUCAUGAAAAUUAAUAAGCACCUAAACAUUGUGAAUUAUUUAAAGAGCUACCUUCUGGGUGAUGAACUCUGGCUGGUUAUGGAGUACAUGGAUGGAGGUGCCCUGAGCGAUGUCAUCAAUGAGACUCACAUGUCUGAAAGAGAGAUUGCAGCCGUCAGUCGGGAGUGCCUGCGAGGACUGGAUUUUCUUCACUCAAACCACAUGAUCCACCGAGGUCUGAAGAGCUGCAACAUCCUUCUCAGAACCGACGGCUCUGUCAAGCUGGCUGACUUUGGCCUCUUUGCUCAGCUCACUCCUGAGCAGAGUAGACAGAGCUCCGUGGCCAGCACUUCUGGGUGGAUGGCGCCUGAAGUGGUGACAGGUCAACCAUAUGGCCCCAAAGUGGACAUAUGGUCUUUUGGAAUUGUGGGCAUUGAAAUGGUGGAACGAGAAGCUCCUUACUGGAAAGAAACUUCUGGCAUGUGUUGGAGCUCUGUCUCUGAAGGAAAAAAAAUUUUCAGUGGAAUGGUUGGAUGUGUGAUAAAUAUCCUUCAAAAUGGAGGUUCAAUCAUCCUAGUUUCAAUUAUAUAGAAAAAGAAAAAAGGAGAUUGAAAAGGAAGAGAAAAUGGAUAAGAAAAAAAGGAAAAGGAAGAGAAAAAAAGAAAUGAAAAAGAAAAAGAAAAAGAAAAAGAAAAAGAAAAAGAAAAAGAAAAAGAAAAAGAAAAAGAAAAAGAAAAAGAAAAAGAUGAGAAAAAAACACCAAAGCAAUGCCCAAGCAGUUCUGCUUGCUUUUCUCUUUAUUAACCAAAGCACAUCAAUUUUCCUCCAUUCUGUCGUGUCUUUUCCAAGUCCUGCAGGUCUUCAAAACUUUCAGGCUUUCAAAUGGGCUGCCCCUGCUGGGAAGGAAGGUGCCAUCCAGCACAGGAGGGGCAGGGCAUGGAAAGGUAGACACUGCUCUGUCUCCCUGUGGAAAUCAACACAGUGCCUGUUGUUCAAAGACAGGGACCAAUGUGAGGCUUUGGAGUUUCCUGAAAGGAAGAAACUCCAAGGACAGAAAGCACCAUUUCUAGAGCACUGGCAGGGCAAAAAUCCCAGCAAGAUGAAGAUACCUAGAUAAAUGGAUGAGUGGGAGUCUGGGCCAGGUUUGCCUGUGAUGGCAAGGUCCUGCACAUAAAGAUGAAGGUGCAGAUGGUCCAUCUUUCUGGAUCUUUCUAGGAGACCUGUGAAUCCUGUGAAGCACUGAGUUUGGAAAUUCAUGGUUCAUUGACUUCUGUUGAUUUUCUUUUUUCCUUGGUGCAGCAUCCAUUUGUAAGAUUUGCUGAGCCUGCAUCCAGCCUGGUGCCCCUGAUUGUUGCAGUGAAGAAGAGGAAGGAGACAUUACAAGACAUCAGCACCACUUAGUUCUCAACCAGCUUAGACAGGAUUGUAGGUUAGGAUAAGGGUAAGGUUUAGGGUUAGGCUUAGGUUUAGGCUUAGGCUUAGGCUUAGGCUUAGAUUUAGGCGUAAGUUUAGGCUUAGUUUUAGGCUUAGGCUUAGGUUUAGGUUUAGGCUUAGGCUGAGGCUUAGGCUUAGGUUUAGGACUAGGUUUAGGACUACGGUUAUGGUUAGAGUUAGUGUUAUGACUAGGUUUAGGUUUAGGUUUAGUGUUAGGGUUACAACUAGUCCUAGGGGUUUAGCGUUAGGGUAUGAUUGCCUAAUAGGUCUCCCAAGUAGGAUUUGAAAUUAAUAAAAUAUUUCAAACCACAA
Molecule: messenger RNA, 4342 nt
Organism: Passer domesticus (house sparrow)
Lineage: Eukaryota; Metazoa; Chordata; Aves; Passeriformes; Passeridae
Product: serine/threonine-protein kinase PAK 3-like
Exons: 17
Coding region: 614-3187 (857 amino acids)
Biological process (GO): regulation of MAPK cascade; intracellular signal transduction; regulation of axonogenesis
Cellular component (GO): cytoplasm
Molecular function (GO): ATP binding; protein serine/threonine kinase activity
Source: RefSeq, a predicted model, not a curated record